UAGUUUAUAAUAAUUACUAAUCAGUAUGGGAUCUAAAUGUCUAUGACGUUCUAUUUGUCCAAAGGCAUCCAGUUGACGUACCUACUUGGAAUCACUUGUCGCAGGAUCUAGGUGGAACCACGAAUUAAACACGGUAAAAAAAUCUGUUUAUCCUUGGGUUUAAUUUAGACCUUAGAUACAUAGAAUAUAGAUAUUAUAAUAUUAUGAUCUAUGAGUUAGAUCAUCGUGGGUGGUAAGGACUUAUGGGUUCCCUUCCGUAAACUAAUAAUAUCUUAUUUUAACUAAUCUGGUUAACAAGGUGUACUUAUCAAUUUAAAUACACCGUCCUUGCUGGUCACUCAAGUUAUCAUUUUAUCAGAUGUCGUAUCAUUGAAAUCGGUCAUUCGAUCGUAUACUCGUAUUGACGUAUAAUUUAUUAUAGUAGGUCAACAUGGACGUGAGACACACCAAAAUUCGAAUCGAUCAAUGAAAUUGCAAAUUGGAAUUUUACCUUUACCUAUAGGUAGUAUAAUAAUAAUUAAUUAUUAGACAAUUGAUAUGAUCUUCAGUAGGUAGGUACUCGUUAAAAUUCUAAAUAGUCAAAAAAACGAACAACUUACCUCUUUUACGCGCAGUGCACUUAUAAUUGCUUAUGUGACGAUAUUGUCAUAUUAUAGAUCUUCAAAAUCGUGGUAAAUACACAAUUAGAAUAGUUUAGGUUUGAUGCCAAAUAGUAGCCGAUUAUUAUUUCAUGAUCGACGAUCGAGCUGGGCUACAAAAGGAUUCCAGUGUACCUACCUAUUUAUGUACUGAAUCUGACGUACAGUCACUCAAGAGUUUGGGAGAUAUAGCAAUUCAUUGAAAUCAGUUACGUUAAGACACAGACUCGACAAUAAUGAAUACACAAUGGAGACAGCCGAGUAAAUUUUACUCAAUAAAUCCGAUGAAACAACAACGUCAAGAGUUGUCAUAUAAAAAACUAAACGAAUUACGCAAAAACGCUACAUUGUGUGAUUUCACUAUAAAGACAGUAGAUGGAGAUAUCAUACAUGUUCACAAAUAUGUUCUAAUGAGUAAUUGUAUGUAUUUUGAAAAAAUGUUCAGUGAAAAAUCUAAAGAUGAUGAUCAAAAGUGUAUUCACGUACUAGAUAUUGAUGGUGAUAUUUUACAUAAUUUGAUCGAUUAUAUCUACACUGGUACAUUGAUUCAAAUCCACGAAGAAAGUGUUGAAAGAAUACUGAAAGGAGCUGAUAUCUUACAACUAUUUGAUGUUCAAGAUUUAUGUAUUGAGUUCCUUCUGAGAUCAAUUAAUGGGGAAAAUUGGUUGAAAAUUAAAAAAAUAGCUGAUUCAAGAAUGAUGUUCAAUAUGCCUAAUGUAUGUUUUAAAUGGGCUCUAAAAAAUUUUGAUGAAGUAUUCAGAUGUGCUGGAUUUUUAACUUUAGAUAUUGAACAACUGAAGCAGUUAAUUGAUAGCGAUGAAUUAUAUACUGUAAAAGAAGAAAAUGUAUAUAUUGCUGUAAUAAUAUGGGUGAGACAUGAUGAAAUAAACCGAAAACAUUUUUUACCAGAAUUAAUGAAAUUGGUUAGAGUACCACUUAUGAAUUAUAUGUAUGUGCAUAGAUUACUCCAAGAAGAACCUCUUAUUACUUCCAAUCGAAUAUGUUUUGAAUAUCUUACAAAAAUACAUAAAGAUAUGUUUUACCAACAUAAUAAAACACCUAAUCAUGAUACUGUAAGACGCACGCAAAGGGGUUUUAUAACUCGUAGUCUACCUUGUCUAUCAUAUUAUGUUACUGAAAAUGAAACGGAAGAAUAUGAUUCAUCUCCCAAUUUGAAUACUGAAAAUAUUCCCGAAUAAAAUUGUUUUCACAAUAACAAGGCAUUGCAAACUAUAGAGGAAAAUAUUUUAUGGUGAUUAAUUAUUAUUUUAAAAUUAAAAAUGUUAUAAUACCUAUAUUAUAUCCUAUUCUUUGUUCAUUUAUGCUAUAUAUCUAUGUAAUAUUGUUGUAUUGUUUUAAUAAAAUAAGGUCAACAUCAUCCACAAAGUGAGCGUAAAAUAGUGUAAUAAUUAAUUUAAUUUUUAAUUUUUAAAUAUUCUCCUUUAUGUAUAAUUUAAAAAAAAAUUAAGCCAUUAAUUCAUUAAAUUUAUAUAAUAUUGUUGUUGCCAUAUGUGAUAUGUUAAUUAUAACUAGAACAUAGACUUUCAUGUAUUUACAUAUUUUUUUCCUGGUUAACUUUAUCAUAUUUUUUUGCUUAGUAAGUACACAAUACAUUUCACAACGCUUGUGAUCAAUUAUUCAAUGUUUUUAGUGCAUAUUUUAAUAGUUUAUCAAAAAUCAAGAACUUAAGUAAAUAUUUGUCAUAAAUUAAGGUCAAUAACUUUAUUAAAUUUGAUCAAAGAAAGA
Molecule: messenger RNA, 2384 nt
Organism: Acyrthosiphon pisum (pea aphid)
Lineage: Eukaryota; Metazoa; Arthropoda; Insecta; Hemiptera; Aphididae
Product: kelch-like protein 2
Exons: 8
Coding region: 875-1837 (320 amino acids)
Molecular function (GO): protein binding
Source: RefSeq, a predicted model, not a curated record